AUGGGUGAGCCGCUGCAUAAGUAUCCAGAGUGCCGGUUGACAAAGAAGGGAAGAGAAUACAUUGGGAAAAUAAGUAAGACGGAAUCUGGAAAGGAGUGUCUAAGAUGGGACACUCAGCCCUACGGAACACCCAAGGAUUUUCUCAUAAACGUCACCUUUUCUGAUGGCUCUCUCAAAAACGUCACAUAUUCUGACCACUUCUCCAACCUUGAUACCUGGUCUCACAAGAACUACUGCCGCAACCCAUCCGGAAGGGAGAGGCCAUGGUGUUUCGUCAUGGACAAUCAUGUUCCAUGGGAAUAUUGCGAUAUCCCCACCUGCACGGAUAUGGACCCCCCAAAGUGCAAGAUAACUCAACAGGGAGGCGAGUACAUUGGAAGGAAGAACGUGAGCCAUUCAGGAUUCCCAUGCAAACCUUGGGGGAAAAAUUGGACAACCACAAUCUCUGGAAUUGGGACGUUCUUCAUUCCUGCAUUUCCGGAUUACAGAGAGACUGGGGAAACUCACAACUUCUGUCGCAACCCUGAUGGAGACGGUGCGCCUUGGUGUUUCGUUGAAAGUAGAACUUUUAACUAUGAAUACUGUGAAAUUCCCUUCUGCGAGAUCCAAGAAGUUCAAGUUGGACCCAAGGGGAACGUGUAUCCUGAAUGCAGACUGGAGAAGCCAUGGUGCUUCGUCUCUGACCCUGACAUCAAGUGGGAAUACUGCGACAUUCCCUUCUGUCAUAACCUCGAGCCGCCCGAAUGCAAGCUGACGCCGAGCGGCGGUGAAUAUGUCGGAAGACUGAACACGACCAUUUCGGGAUUUCCGUGCCAACAUUGGCUGGCACAAUUUCCAAAUGAUCACGAUUCUGUUUGGAAAUCACUAUCGGCAUUUCCAGAUGAAGUUGAUGGGAGCCACAACUUUUGCCGCAACCCUGAUGCCAAAGGCCAUGGUCCAUGGUGUUUUUCUAGGAAAUCGUAUGACAGGGAUGUGUGGGAAUAUUGCGACGUUCCCUUUUGUCCUAGGACAGAAGGAGAACGAUGCGAUAUUCGCGUAUCAGGAAAUUGCAUGAGUCCAUUGGAGUGCAGAAAUAACCAAAGAGGAAGGAAGUAUAUGGGAACGAAGAAUGUUACGAAAUCAGGUUACCCCUGCCAGCUGUGGAUGAGCCUUUCACCCAAUUACAUAUUAGAAGCAAAUGAGUAUAUCAAAACUAAAUCAUUCCCGGACGACUUGCAUCCGUCUCACAACUUUUGCCGGAAUCCUGAUGCCAAUCCGGGCGGGCCUUGGUGUUAUAAUGGAGCUGGAACUGAUCCCGACAGGGAAGAAUGUGAUAUCCAGUCAUGCUGA
This is a messenger RNA of Darwinula stevensoni, 1329 nucleotides long. The record is from the annotation of a GenBank genome assembly. NCBI's taxonomy places the organism in Eukaryota, Metazoa, Arthropoda, Ostracoda, Podocopida, Darwinulidae.